Molecule: messenger RNA, 3047 nt
Organism: Exaiptasia diaphana
Lineage: Eukaryota; Metazoa; Cnidaria; Anthozoa; Actiniaria; Aiptasiidae
Product: glycine receptor subunit alpha-2
Exons: 10
Coding region: 569-2062 (497 amino acids)
Biological process (GO): nervous system process; signal transduction; chemical synaptic transmission
Cellular component (GO): membrane; synapse; neuron projection
Molecular function (GO): transmembrane signaling receptor activity; extracellular ligand-gated monoatomic ion channel activity; neurotransmitter receptor activity
Source: RefSeq, a predicted model, not a curated record
UUAACGUUAAUAUUGCAAUAUGUUGUCAUGCUUUUUGUGCAUGAACAUAGGAUAAGUAUGUUUUGUGAAGAAUCUGGAAAGAAAAUCUGCCAAGCGAAGUUUAUUGGUUGUGAUGACUGCAGUGGUCAUAAUAACAUGACUAAGUAUUUGAACGUUUCAUGCUGAUAAAUGAGCCUUUCCUCGCUAGUUUUACCAAAAUUACCUUCAUUUCAUAAAUGAAGGUUCGCUAUUGGUUGUUGCAUAGUAAAAGUGUUUCUUGCUCACAUUUGUGUAUGGCAGGUGUUAGCAACAACAUGUAAGGAUUAUUAACAAAAUCUGGUUAAAAGAUUUAGAGGUUGACUAGAACAAGAUGGCAUGACAAUGCUCCCAAUGAUUGGUCGUAGAAUUAUCAGUUUUUCCUUAUAUUUGUGAUCCACAAGGAAUAUAAAACCUGACCAUACCUAUUUGCUACAUCAUGAAGCACCACAACCAAACUAGAAGCCUCACGAAAUACAACUAAAAACUGUUUUCUUUUAAAGAAACCAAGCGAGAGAUCUAAUAUUUCAAAGUGUUACCAAUUCUACAAACGAUGACAUCGUCAAGUUACGUGAUUUUUGGGAUAGUAAUUAUUUACAGCUCUGCUGAGACCAUAUUUGCAUCCAACGAAACAUCCUCGUCUUCAAGCGCCGACAAAGGUAAUCCAACGACCGCACCAUCAAAGCACAACGACUUUUUCCUGGGAACUGUGCAUCCUGACUCUAAACUCCAUAAAAUAACUCAUGAUAAUGAUUCAAAUCGACAACCAAUCAAAGAAAAAAACACGACAGAGGAACUCUUGCAGACUAUAUUAAACAAUAUCAAACUCAAGUCAGAUAGUCGACUGAGGCCCAAACUGGGACGAGAUCCUGUAGUCGUUUACACCGAUAUGUAUAUCCUUGACAUAGGUGAUAUUAGUGAAGCCAAAAUGCAAUUUCGAGUAAGUUUCUUUUAUCGCAUGUAUUGGAGAGACGAGAGGUUAUCCUAUGAAGAAACAGGUUACAAGAAACGCCUUGCAUUGAAUGCUAAGAUGGUGGAAGACAUGUGGAUUCCUGAUAUUUACUUCGUUAAUGAAAAAGAUGGUACAAAACACGACUUAACUAAACAGAACGAGGUGGUGCGGGUAUGGCCUGACGGGAAGGUUUUUCAUAGUAUAAGAUUAUCAAUGACUGCAUCAUGCCCAAUGAGACUACAUAACUACCCAAUGGACAAACAAAUAUGUAGCCUGUCGUUUGAAAGCUUUAGCUACCCUGUCAAUGAGUUGAACUUCAAAUGGAGAAAAGACGGUGGUAAUAAAGAGGUGAUGGUUUCAGAUAAGCUUGAGAUCCCACAGUUUAUACUAACAGAGUUUUCUACAUCGUCCGAGCUGGCAAACUUUACUACAGGCUCAUACUCUCGACUGACUGUCAUCUUCAAGUUUGAGCGUAGCAUUGGAUUCUUUCUCAUUCAAACUUACAUCCCUGCUUAUCUCAUCGUCAUGCUAAGCUGGAUUGCUUUUUGGAUUCACUACACAUCAACACCUGCUCGAAUAGGACUGGGUAUUACCACAGUUCUCACCAUGACAACCCUAACAAAUAGUGCACGUGCAUCGCUGCCAAAGGUCAGUUACGUCAAGUCCAUUGAAUGGUUUCUUAUCAUGUGUUUUACUUAUGUCUUCAUGUCUCUGGUUGAGUUUGGUUGCGUGUCAUACGAAGUCAAAACAAAAAUUCAAAAAGGUGUUCAAGCCGUUAACGAAGUGGAAAAUAAUGAACAUGAUCAGCAGGAUCCGGACAAAGAAAAUGCCCUUUUUCUGGCAGACAAAGAGAGUGGAAGAGUCAACAAUGGUGAAUGCAGACAGUUAUCUAAACUUCCAAUGAGAAUUAGACAACGUUUCGGAACACCACCGCCCGACCAUAAACUGGUAAAACAACGAUCCUUUUCUAAGAAAGAAAUCGAGGCAAUGGAGCCGGUGGUCGAUCGAUAUGCUCGUAUUAUUUUCCCUGUUUCAUUCGUCUGCUUAAAUAUUACAUACUGGAUAAUGACAUACAAUGCUUCACAAGCAGUGUAGAGGUGGUAACACGUAGCUCACGAUAUGCGAGUCUGUAGUAUCUAUUGACAGUGGUGCAAAGACAAUAGAUGAAAGGAGAAAGAAACAUUGUUUAGUGACGUAUCCAACUUCUCCAGUGCAUUUCUUUACAGGAUGACAAUGUUUUUGUUCGUCCUGACAUCCAAGGGAAAUAAAACAUUAAGUGACGAAUAAACAAUUCUAAUGGCCGACUUAUUAGACGGCACGUUUGCCUACAACCAUCGCAUGCAACCUGCGUACGUCGUCCUUACAACAUAGCUACAACUGUCGUGGGGAUUUCAAACAAUUGCUUAAUAGCCCUACGACAGUUGUAGUCAUGUUUUAAGGAUGACUUAAGCAGAUUGCAUGCGAUGGUUGUAGGAAAAAGUUGUGUCGUCUAAUUCGGCCUUAACAGGGAUGCUAAUUCAAGAUCUCAUCUCGCGCCAAAAGAUCGACGCAUUAGUCUUCUACAUUUUUAUGUAAAACAUCCUUAAAGCCACUCAAUAAAAUAGUGCACCGUUCGCUGAGAGUAAACAAUGAUAUUGGAUUAAUGCGAUGUUGUAAAAGCUCCAUAGUUCAGUGGAUAUAUUACAAAGCUUACUGGCAAUAUGUUGGUUUCAAAUUGAGCCUGGGUAAGGACAUUUCUAAACAAAUCUGAACGGCCAUAAUUUUUAGGAUUUUUAUAAUACUAGUUCCAUUUGCUCGCGCUUCCUGUGCAAUACGGGACUCUGACUUAGAAUAGCAAGCAACAAUUAUAAAAUCUAAAUCAUUUUGAGAAUGGCAUUCUAACUUACCUUAAUAGCAAGUCUCAAGCAACACAGGUAGCCCGAUGUAUCUGGAACUAGAGCGCAUCUGCAUAUUUCAGAUAUUAUUUUACAUAUGAUCACUUCCUCAUGUUCAGUCCGAAAGGGACAAACUGCGAGGGAAGAGUACUUGUAAAAGAAACUAGGGUAGGUGGGGGGGGGGGGGGGGGGGAUGCUCACCAAAA